AUGGUACUAAUGGACUUACAACCUUUAUUAACAUUUUCAUUUCUAGCUAUGGGCCUUAAAUGGAUAAAGCCCAUUUACACAACUAGAUUCUAGCGAAACCAGACCUUUUCGUCAGUCAUCGCCCACCACGACACAUCGCCGCAGAGAGAGAGAGAGAGAGAGAGAGAGAAAGCGAGAGGCGAAAAAGAUGAGGUUGAUAGUGCACAACAUGUUGACUUGCAACAUCAAGGGAGUGGUCAACAAGUUCCCUCUACGGAUCGAAGCCGAGAAGGUGAUCAAGAAGGAUGUCGACUUCAACCCUGAUUUUCUCAGACACAUGCUGGCCAAGAUCGAGUGGAAGGCUCUCGUGGACGGUGCACGUUCCAUGGGGUACACCGAGCUUCCUGAUCACGCACCGGCGCUAGAAUCCGACGAACCGUUCCUCAAGAAGUUCCACCACGCGUUGCUCGAGCUUAAUCUCGAGGAAGGCUCGCUCGUAUGCCAAGAAACCGGUAGAAAGUUUCCAGUCGAGAAAGGAGUCCCAAACAUGCUUCUCCACGAGGACGAAGUUUAAAAGUAGAAUCAAACUAUUAUUGCCUUGUGUUAUGGAUGAAUGAUCUUCAUACACUCCUAGCCAAAGUAACUUUUUUUUUUUU
Messenger RNA from Brassica oleracea var. oleracea, 635 nucleotides. RefSeq names its product multifunctional methyltransferase subunit TRM112-like protein At1g78190. The transcript has 2 exons. Gene Ontology annotation, biological process: rRNA (guanine-N7)-methylation; peptidyl-glutamine methylation; tRNA methylation. Gene Ontology annotation, molecular function: protein heterodimerization activity. Bases 188 to 553 code for a protein of 121 amino acids. Lineage: Eukaryota; Viridiplantae; Streptophyta; Magnoliopsida; Brassicales; Brassicaceae. The record is from RefSeq and is a predicted model, not a curated record.